AGCGCCGCCAUUCAAUUGUAGCGUCACUUGCUAUUCGCGCCGUUUUAAUUCCGUAAUCUUACUUAUUUUUCGUUGAAUUCUGAGUGUUAUUUCGUUACAUUGUUGUUUUAGAUUAGUAAAAUAAUAAAUAAUGGAUUUCGAUAAUGCCAAGGAGAAUAUCCAGCCCUUAGCAAGUGGACGCAAUGUGAGCCUGUUGCAGGCAUCGCUGUGUCAAGAUGCCUCACAAGAGUUGAACGCCCAACGAAAGCAGCUGGAAUUGGAUAUUAAAAACUAUAGUGGCGAUGAUCCGCUGGAGCCGUGGUACAACUACAUCUGCUGGAUUGAACAGAGCUAUCCGGCGGGUGGCAGCAACUCGGGCCUGCAGAAAGUCAUGCACAAAUGUCUAACAAACUUUGAUCGCGAUGAACGCUACAAACAGGAUCGACGUCUCAUUAAGUUGUUUAUCAAGUUUAUGGGCAACCAGGGCGAUAAGAUCGAGUGCUAUCAGGAGAUGUACAAUUGUGGAAUUGGCACCAUGCUUGCCGAUUUCUAUAUUGCUUGGGCCUAUAGCUACGAUCUGGGCGGCAAUAUGCGUAAAGCGAAUGACAUUUUUCAAUUGGGCAUCAAAUGCCGGGCCGAACCGCUGGAGGAACUGAAGGAGGCGCACCAACAUUUCAAUUUCACGGUUGCCCAACGAAUGAUGUACACAGAUGGCGAAGAGUCUGCAGUCGCCACACAAGAGUUAAAUGAUCGUCGCCUGGCGCUGCGUUCGCUGCAUGGCCAGAAGCGAAACAAUACCAUCACAGUGGGCAGCGUACGAACAGGAGCGGCGAUUAAGAGUAAUGUGCCGGGUGUGGUACAGAACGAUGCACCGAGCACGAGUCGAGCCAGUCGCAAUGCCAACCGCCAGCUGGAAGUCUUUAAUGACGAGAAUGCUGAUGUUGUUAACAUGCCACCACCGCCAGCUCCAACAACGGAUGAAGCAGAGCCAGCCAAGACCAGCUUGCGUUCCAUUAUUGAUUCGGCACGCGAACAGGAGAAUCUAAAGGAGCCAAUUGCGUGGAGCAAGCCGCAUAAUCAUGGUAAAAUUUUUGCUGCAACUGCUGCCCACGAUCCGGCAUUUGCCAUCCAUGUGGACGAACAGACAUUGCCACCCAUCACGAACUAUGAACGCAAUUUCGAUAAACCCUUCAAGCGACCGCCGAAUUUUGUGGCAAAGAGUGCACCACAAAAGCCUUGGGUGACGCCAGUAACCAUCGAGGAUGAGCCUAACAGCAGUGCGCUGCCGUGUUACGACAAAUGCCUGACUUAUCCGCGUCCCAACAUGGAAUUCUCGCCGGAGGAGUAUUUGGCUUAUCGCUGGUUUAAGAAGCGUAACGAUCAGCAUCCGUUUGUGCUGCGCAACAACGAAUGGUGGGGCAAUGGAGCAACGCAUGGAGUUCGUCGUUAUCCUAAUUUUGCCACUGCCUCUAAGCCACAGACAAUCGAUCCUAACGAUGGUUAUCUGAAGUUGCCAGAGGUGCCAUCAAUGCGGCCAAUGCUAGAGCAGCUCUACAACGAUGAGGAGGAGCAAGAGUAUCAAAUGGAGGAGAUAUUGGCCAUAAAGUGGCGCACGAAACGCAAUCAAAUGCGUGGUGAAAUGGAUAUGGAGGAGACGGUUUUGAUGCCGCAGGAUAAGAUGCCCAGGCGCAAGAGUUUCUUUCCGGAGGGCGGGCCACCGGGCUCCAUUCGCAAGUCGGUUAUGCCGCAUAUGUCGCAUAUUUCUGAGGAAAACGAUGAAGAGGAUGAGGAGCAACAGCAACCUGCAGAAAAGAAGGCGCCAGAAUCAAGUGCAAUAAAAAUAUGGGUAGACCCAGCAGCUGAGGCGCCAACGACCUCGUCAAAGGCAUCGACAAUUGCAUCAAAAGCUGCAACCGCAGUUUCGCCAGCUUUUGAGGACAAAUUUGUGGCGCCUGCACCGCCAGUGAGUAAAUUUGCGAUACAUGAAGAUGAUGCAUUGCCAGCGCCCGCAUCUCAAUUGAACCCAGCGCCCAGCGCCUUCUUUGAUGCCGACGAAACGUGUUCGACGCAAACGUUCAACAUAUUCCUGAAAUCGCAGGCCGUGAGCACGCCAAAGAUGACACAAAAACAGGCGCCAGUUCGUCAAUUUGGCACGCUGCUCAAGGACACCGCAUCGCCACUGCCGCCCGCUCCUGCUGCGACUGUGGAGGAGGCAAGCGGCGAGGCUAUUGCUCAGCCUGUGUCGCCCAUGAUGCGUAAGCAACUUUCGACCAUCUUGGAGACGUCCGAACAUGGCGGACACGGCAGCUCUGGGGGGACAAAUGCGACCACAAAGUCCACCAUUGUGUCGGCCACAACAGCAUCAUCGGACACGCUGCAGGGCGGCCGACUACAGGGCGCGUCCACGCCGUAUCUGACGCGACUGCAGCGUCAAAUGGUUGCGGAAUUAUCCGAAGAAGAAGAGCCACCCGUUGGCAAUUUCGAGCGUUUGCAACUGUGGGAGCCAAAUGCGCCCAGUGUGCCGCUGCUGAAAUCACUGCAUUUCCAAGAAGACAAAACAGAGACGGUGCCGCGACCUUUGAUGGCCUGCUAUCAGGAGGAUAGAACAGAAACAUUGCCCAAGAUGCCAAUGGCAGUGCCUGAGAUGUCGCUGCUUCAGAGCACAGCGAACGCAUCGAAGCUGUUCCAACAGCCAGCAAUGCCGCAGCUGCGCCAUGAUGAGGAUGAUGAGCUAAACAGUUUGUUUUGCAAAACGCCAGCCAAAUCGAAGGCGUUCGUCGGUGGUUCGCCAGCGUUUGCGGUCACAUCGAAGCGGCCAUGCAAUCAACAGACUCCCGAGUUUAGCAAGAGUUCCAUUAAGCAGACGCAGCUCGCUGCAAAGCAUUCGCUUGAUAUGUUCGAUGAGGUCGCCAGCUCGGGGCCAACAACCAAACCAACAAUGCCGAACAAGACCGAAUCCUUUAUGGCAGAUCUGUCGCUGGUCCCCGAUACACAGGCGGCUCCCAAAAUUCAGCCAGCGCAAAAAAAUUUCGAAUUAUUUCUGGAUGACAGUAUGCUGCCGCCGCCACCGCCAGCUUUGCCGCCAAUGUUGGACUGCACACUGCCGGAGACGCAGCCAGAGACACAGCAUCAGCAAACCGCUGGAUUGGCGCAUUUAACCGCUUCCUUUAUGAAGGAUUGCACUGAGUUAAGUAUUUGCCCGCUGCAAUUGCCGGGGGCCCCGAAGAGUCCACCACCAAAAUUUGAAAUCUUUCUCGAUGAGACGAUGCCACCACCGUCUAAGCCACCAGCAAUCGUUGUAGCAGACACCAGCCAGUCGAAGGGAGGCAGUCAUGCUCUCGUCGAUAAGCUGGAGACAAUUGGACCAGCCCACUUAACUGCAUCGUUUAUGAAGGAUUGCACCAAGCUGGGAAAUCCUUCGCCUUCAAUGAAACUGAAGGUACUCGACGAGUCAGCGGACAAAUCCUCAAAGACAUCGUCUGGGCAACCAGCGGACUGUGAUUACUUUGAAUUGAAUGCAGCCACCGAAAUGUUUGCCAGCGAUUUGAGCAUAAUUAAGAACUCCACAUUGCUGCCGACGACAAGCAAGCGAAGCAAUUCGCCUGUGGAGCAGUUGAAGCCUGUUGCUGUCACCGAGUUGCCGCACAUCACCAUUGAGAAGACCCACGACCACGGCGAUGAUAGAUCCAUUUACUACAAGACAACGCCGUUGUCGCCAAAACAAUCGCAUACUACGUGGCAUCAGACGAGCGCGUGCACGCCGCCAAGGGAGACGUAUGAGCAUCGCACGCCCAACAUGAAUGAGUCUGUGUUAAAUAGCACGCUGGCUCAAAACAAUGUGAAUCCUUUUAAUGCGGAUAUUAUCAACUCGCUGCUUGAUUCCAUUGAGUUCUCGCAGUACAUCGAAAAGUUGCCCAAUUGCCAGCUUAUGGGACAUGUGAAGCGUUUGGCGCCACAGUCAGUGCUGGAAGUGUGUGGCGAACAGUUUGAUGUGAACAAAAUGAUUGGCAAGGGCGCAUAUGGAGCUGUGUUCAUUGGGGAGCACAAGGCGUCGGGCAAUAAGGUUGCACUCAAACAGGAGAAACCCACUAACUAUUGGGAAUAUUACAUAUGUCUUGAGGUGCAUUCACGGCUGGCCAACGAGGAAAUGAUUGGCGGCUUUAUGCACAUCGACUAUGCGCUUGUGGGCAACAACUGCAGUGUUUAUAUCUCUGAAUUCUCCGAGUAUGGUUCACUCAUCACCGUUUGUAACAAAUAUAAGAAGUACACCAACAAGAAUGUGGAUGAAUAUGUCGUUAUGAUGCUGUGCUGUCAGCUGCUUGAUAUCGUCGAUCAUUUGCAUGCGAUGGGCAUCAUUCAUGCCGACAUCAAGGCAGACAAUAUUCUGCUUAUGAAACCCGUCAGUACGCAAGCAAAGGAGCUCAGUUUGCAGUUGAUUGACUUUGGGGUGUCCAUUGACACCAAACUGUUUCCGCCUAAGCAAACAUUCGACUAUGUCCACAAUGAUGAUGACUUCAAGUGCAUUGAGAUGCGCACUCAGCGUCGCUGGACGUAUCAAUUGGAUUUGUUUGGACUCGCUGGAGUGAUGCAUGUGCUGCUCUUUGGCCGCCACAUGGAGGUGGGCCAACGUCAGGCGGGCGGCAUUUGGAUGCCCAAACAGGCAUUUCCACGUUAUUUCAAUCGCCAGACAUGGGAGUCGGUCUUCCGGGCGCUGCUCAAUGUGCGCGAUUGCCAAAGCAUGCCCAAUUUACAGGAUUUGAAAACGUUGCUCAAAUCCGACUUGGCCGAAAAGGAGAAAUAUGUGGAGGCGGCCAUAGCCAAGUUUAAUAUGGUCAUGCAGAGGAAACCUUAGUCUAGAGCUUAAUUUAGUCAAGUGUUUAAAUUUAAGAUACUGUUUUCAGCCUCAAAAAUAUUCCUAAUAAAAACAGCACUUUUUUGCGUUGAUAAAUA
Molecule: messenger RNA, 4929 nt
Organism: Drosophila sulfurigaster albostrigata
Lineage: Eukaryota; Metazoa; Arthropoda; Insecta; Diptera; Drosophilidae
Exons: 5
Coding region: 131-4831 (1566 amino acids)
Biological process (GO): mitotic spindle assembly checkpoint signaling; meiotic sister chromatid cohesion, centromeric; protein phosphorylation
Molecular function (GO): ATP binding; protein kinase activity
Source: RefSeq, a predicted model, not a curated record